CGACACAAAAGGAACUGAUAACCAUCGAGAACCGAAACCUCAAACGCAAAGAUUGGCUUUGCUCUUUUGUUAUAGAGAGCAAAAACAAAACUAAAACAGAAUCUCCGACAUGGAUUUCUCAGAACAAGAUGUGGAUGUCUUCGGAGAAGACUAUAACAAUAACGACAGCAAUAACCACGAUGAUUCCCACGAAUCCUCUUCCUCUCAUUCAUCUUCGUCAUCAUCCUCCGCUUCAUCAUCAUCUUCGGCUUCUUCUUCACCCAACGGCAGCGGUGGCGGUGAGAGCAGCAGCGCAAGUGGAAGCGCAAGCAGCGGAGAAGAAGAAACUGGAGAAGAAGUAGGCAACGUUAAUGCCAAUAAUUACGAUUGUAAUAAUAAUAGUGAAGAGGGUAUUUACGGGGAUGAAGAAGAAGAUGAAAGAGAUCUUUUUGGGUCUGAUAAUGAAGAUUACUGUAAAACCCCUGCCACAAGCCCUUUCUCUAUUCCUGUAUUGCCUGUUAUUCGUAAUCCAAAUAACCCGGGGAGAGGGGGUUUUGGACGUGGUCGCUGGCAGAAUGAUAGAGGAGCAGGCAUCCUUGGCCGUCCUGGUUAUCCUCCAAGGCAAGGUUAUGGGUAUGGAUCCAAAUUUGCAAAUGGACGUCACGAUGAACGUUUUGUUUCGGAACUAAAGCUUUCAAAGAGUGAGGAGACUUUAUCUAGAAAAUGCAUUGCUUUUCAGGAACCAUGUGAACUUGCUUGCUAUAGCCGUGUAGAAGGUGGAGAUGUCUACUUUGAUGACCGCAGCUUGAGACUUUUUAAGCGUCUUAUUACUGAAGAUAUUGGAGCUGAUCUCAAUCAAGGUUUCAAUACCUUUAUUGAAAAAAAAGAUUUAGGGUCUGAGGGUUUUGGCGACCUUCUUGCUUGCAUAAGAGACAAAAAUAUCCCUCUUCAAAACAUUCAUUUUGUGACUUUUCGCAACAAUCUUAAUAAGAUAAUGGCUACUGCUUAUAUUAGAAAUGAGCCUUGGGAAAUGGGAGUGCACAAGCGGAAUGGUGUUGUCUAUCUUGAUGUGCAUAAACUGCCUGAGAGGCCACGAAGUGAGUUGGAUCGUCAAAGAUGUUAUUGGGGGUAUUGUUUUGAGAGCCUUGCCACUGAAGAUCCAAGAAGAGCUGAUGGUGAAGAGAUACAUCAUAUUGAUGCAAAUGCUGAAUACUGUUCGGUGAUUAAAACCAAAUUAGGGGCUCAUCGUAUUUUGAUGGGCGCUGAAAUGGACUGCUGUGAUUCAACAGAUGAGGGAAGAAGAUUUUAUGUGGAGUUGAAAACAAGUCGUGAGUUGGAUUAUCAUACAGAGGAAAGAUAUGAAAGAGAGAAACUGCUUAAGUUUUGGAUUCAAUCAUUCCUGGCGGGUGUUCCUUAUAUUGUUAUUGGAUUUAGGGAUGAUGCAGGCCGACUUGUACGCACUGAGAGACUAAGAACCAAAGACAUAACCCAUCGAGUGAAAAUGAAGAACUACUGGCAGGGAGGAGUCUGCCUGGCAUUUGCUGACGAGGUAUUGUGCUGGCUUUACGGAACAGUCAAAGAGAAUGAGGACUACGUAUUGCAAUUCGCACCACCAUUCAGCCGGUUAGAGCUCCUACAAGCACAAUUUUGCCCUGAUGCAAUUACUAACCACGUUGAGCAACUGUAGCCAUUAGAAAACUUGCAUGUGACUUGUAAUUCAGAUAGUUCACAAUACAAGGAUUUAUAAGGAAAGUGAUGGGGUUAA
Messenger RNA from Theobroma cacao (cacao), 1744 nucleotides. Its product is annotated as glycine-rich protein. NCBI's taxonomy places the organism in Eukaryota, Viridiplantae, Streptophyta, Magnoliopsida, Malvales, Malvaceae. The record is from RefSeq and is a predicted model, not a curated record. Gene Ontology annotation, molecular function: mRNA 5'-diphosphatase activity. Gene Ontology annotation, cellular component: cytosol; nucleus. Gene Ontology annotation, biological process: nuclear-transcribed mRNA catabolic process; NAD-cap decapping.